Lasiosphaeria miniovina is the source of this 493-nucleotide messenger RNA. RefSeq lists its product as uncharacterized. The transcript is spliced from 2 exons. Gene Ontology annotation, biological process: protein phosphorylation. Lineage: Eukaryota; Fungi; Ascomycota; Sordariomycetes; Sordariales; Lasiosphaeriaceae. Gene Ontology annotation, molecular function: ATP binding; protein kinase activity. The coding region runs from base 62 to 493 and encodes 143 amino acids. The record is from RefSeq and is a predicted model, not a curated record.
CCCAUAGCUCAACAUUUUUGCUUCUGUCUUUGAUUGGGCGACGAGCAGACCGAAGGAGCAGAUGGUACUCAUGAGCUCCGCCAACGGCCGGAGUAGCAUCAUCGACAAGAAAUGGGGCGGCUGGAGCACUUACGAGGCUGCUAGCAUCAUGCUGCACGCUGCCUCUGGCCUCAACAAGCUGCACCAGGAAGGAAUCAUCCACGGGGCCUUGGAGCCAAAGAGAAUACUGGUGUCCCGUGGUCCUCUACUGCACGUUAUGAUAGCCGACGGUGGUGUUACCCAGCCCAUCACGAAAGCCGACGACGUCUACGCCCUGGCCAAGAUCGUGCUCGAGGCGGUGCUGAAGGUGAAAACCAAGCAAACGAACCCAGACGUGCCUCUUGAUACCGCGGCCAUGGGUGCCAAGAACCAAGACACGGCCCGCGCGAUACGCGACUCCAUCACGGGCUACAACUCGACAGCCCAAGACGUCACCGCAAACAGGGAACCGUGA